AUGGACAUUUCCGAGCACAAGGUCCCGCCCGCUGAAGUGACACCCAAGGACCUGAAGUCUGAAAAAGCGCAGUUCCUGUCCCAAUUCACCGCUGAAGAUGACCGGCGGAUCAUGCGAAAGGUGGACCGGCGCGUCCUGCUCCUCAUGGGCGUCAUGUACCUCCUCAAGCAGAUCGACUUUAGCAAUGCAGCGUCUGUCAAGGUCCUGCAAGUCGGAGAACCCAGCAACAUCAUGACUGAGCUGCACAUGUCCGCCAACGACUACAACUGGACACAGACCAUCUACUACAUCGGCCUCGUCCUCUUCGAAAUCCCCAGCAACCUGCUCCUCAAGCGUUUAACCCCCCACAAAUGGAUGACGCGCAUCUUCCUAACCUGGGGCCUCAUCGUCGCCUGCCACGCCGCCAUCCGCAACAAAGCCUCCUUCUACACCCUCCGCUUCCUCCUCGGCGCCCUCGAAGCAGGCUUCUUCCCCGGCCUCGCCGCGCAGAUGUGCGCCUGGUACCGCAGCGAGGAAUACAGCCGGCCCAUCAUGUGGAUGUUCGCAUUCCAGAACUGCUCCGGCAUCAUCGGCUCCCUCCUCGUCUACGGCAUCUCGUACAUGGACGGGAUUCGCGGGUUGAGCGCCUGGCGCUGGGUCUUCCUCCUCGAGGGAAUCGUGACAAUCGUCUUCUGUCCCGCCAUCUACUUCUUCUUACCGGACUACCCAAAAUCCCCUACGUCCUCGAAAUGGCUCUCCCCCGACGAACAGGAAUACCUCGAGCAGCGACUCAGCGACAACGCGCCCCGGGAAGCAGAUCCGGACUUCUCGCUCCCUGAGAUUAUAUCCGCCCUUAAAGAUCCGAAGAUGUACCUCUUCACGACAUGCCAGUUCCUGAUGAACAUCGCCGGGUAUGGACUUAGCUGGCAACUACCAACUAUAACAACAUCCCUCGGGUUCGCGAGUCUGCCGCGGAACCAACUGCUCAAUAUCCCGCCCGCCGCAGCAACGGUUAUCGGGAUCAUAAUUGCAGCGCGGUUCAUGCGGUACGCGGCCAUAACGCGGCCGCUGUUCUGCCAGAUCCUGAACGGCGUGACGCUGCUGUUCUUUGUUAUCCUGUGUAUCCCUGUGUCGGCUGGGGGGCGGUAUGCGGCGUGUGUGCUAGGGACGGCGUUCUACUUUGUGUACUUCAUUCCGUUCUGGGCGUGGAGGUCUGCUGGGUUGGUUGGGGCUACGGGUACGGCGUUUGCCAUUGCGCUGCAGACGGCCGUGGCGCAGAUUGGGGGUGUGAUUGCGCCGCAGGUGUUUCAGGGGGAAUAUGCGGCGGAUGAUUAUCGCGUGUCGUUUAUUGUUUGUGUGGCUUGUGUGGUUGGGGCGAUGGUGUCGGGGCAGGUGCUUUGGUAUUUGUCGCGGGAUGUAGAGAAGGACGUUCUACUUGUUAGACGACGGAGGAUUGCUGCGGACAAGGAGGGAGUAGUUUGGACUGGGGAGGAUGUGAAGGUGGAAAGUGCGAGAUAA
This is a messenger RNA of Aspergillus puulaauensis, 1497 nucleotides long. RefSeq lists its product as uncharacterized. Lineage: Eukaryota; Fungi; Ascomycota; Eurotiomycetes; Eurotiales; Aspergillaceae. Bases 1 to 1497 code for a protein of 498 amino acids. The record is from RefSeq and is a predicted model, not a curated record. The transcript is spliced from 2 exons. Gene Ontology annotation, cellular component: membrane. Gene Ontology annotation, biological process: transmembrane transport. Gene Ontology annotation, molecular function: transmembrane transporter activity.